Molecule: messenger RNA, 466 nt
Organism: Hirundo rustica (Barn swallow)
Lineage: Eukaryota; Metazoa; Chordata; Aves; Passeriformes; Hirundinidae
Product: ly6/PLAUR domain-containing protein 2-like
Exons: 3
Coding region: 83-466 (127 amino acids)
Molecular function (GO): acetylcholine receptor inhibitor activity
Source: RefSeq, a predicted model, not a curated record
UGUGCAUGGAAAAUCACCAGGACGUGUGACAUCGGGGAAGAGUGGUGACAGCACAGUGACCAGACAACGAGGGCUGCGCAAGAUGAAGGUGCUUCUGCCUCUCCUGCUGGCUGCUGCCACUUGCAUGGAUUUGGGACACUCCUUGCAGUGUUACACGUGCAGGGACCUGACCCCAGUCGAGAAGUGCCAGACAAUUGAGAACUGCACAGAGACUGAGACCAUUUGCAAGACUACGAUGUAUUCCCUGGAGGAUGUUUAUCCCUUCGUGGGAGUCUCGACUGUCACCAAGAUGUGCUCCUCCGCCUGCGUCCCCUCCGACGUGGAUGGCAUCGGGGUGGCGCAUCCUGUCACCUGCUGCUACACUGACCUGUGCAACAUUGAUGGCGCAGCGAGUUUGAGGAUCAGCCCUGUGCCAGUUGGGAUCCUGGCAAGUUCCCUCUGUGCCUUUUUCUGGACCAGACUGUGA